UUUACUUAUUUUCGUAAUCCUGCUUCCUACUCUGUGAAGAUCUAUAAAUAAGGGUGCCAAACCGACGUAAAUUCCAGUGUAACGACACUCGCACUCGGAUUCAGUUCUUGUUACCACUGCCAACCCCAUAGAAACACCAUGGACACGGAUGACGACCAGAAGAUGGCAAUGCUCCGCAAAGCCUUCCAAAUGUUUGACACUACGAAGUGUGGCUACAUCGACGUCCUCAAGAUCUCAACAAUCCUUAACACCAUGGGCCAGCUUUUCGAUGAUUCUGAACUCCAGGCCCUCAUUAGUGAAAAUGACCCAGAAGGUUCCGGCAAGAUUAACUUUGACGGAUUUUGCAACAUCGCCUCCCACUUCCUUGAAGAGGAGGACGCUGAAGCUAUGCAACAGGAACUGAAGGAAGCUUUCCGGUUGUACGAUCGUGAAGGCAACGGCUAUAUUACUACCUCGACCCUGAAAGAGAUCUUAGCCGCUCUUGAUGACAAGCUGAGCAACGCUGACCUGGACGGCAUCAUCGCUGAAAUUGAUACCGACGGCUCUGGUACCGUCGACUUCGAUGAAUUCAUGGAGAUGAUGACUGGAGACUAAGCUUAUCGUCUAAAUUUCCAUAGUAUUAAUUCAUUAUUGUUACGUUUAGAACUUUUAUAUUGUAAAUUUUUAAGAGUACAAAAACAGUAUAUGCGGUAUUAGCAUGAUUGUUAGAGAAACUAUUCACAUUGUUUGAAUCUAUCGUAUAGGUAAGCAAUUUCGGUAUUGCAUUUUAUUUUUAACCUACAGACUGUAGGCCAAACAUCUUUGGUAUGUGUUCCAAGGAACUAUUUGCCAGAAUAAUUUGCGUGUAACGAAUAAUAUAAACAAUUAUAUGCUAAUAUUUAUAACGCAUUAAAUUUAUUUAUAUAUUUGAAACUCUACGUAAUAGUAUUAUAU
Molecule: messenger RNA, 933 nt
Organism: Hyposmocoma kahamanoa
Lineage: Eukaryota; Metazoa; Arthropoda; Insecta; Lepidoptera; Cosmopterigidae
Gene: TpnC25D
Product: troponin C
Exons: 5
Coding region: 139-594 (151 amino acids)
Molecular function (GO): calcium ion binding; enzyme regulator activity
Source: RefSeq, a predicted model, not a curated record